AGUUAACAGCUCGUGUGUUGCUUUCAAAGAGACGGAACGGCCACAAAGGAUAACGAUAACCAAAACUGCAGCCUAGCCUAGCCUAGGAAUCCACCAUCCCCCGCCUCGUUCUCACCGGAACUUCCUUGGUGUCGGUCCUUGCAGCUCGUCGGCGUCGCACAGACGACCAAAUUUAAGCUCCAAUUCUGGGAGGCUCUACGCAAUUUUGUUAGGCUUCUGUCUGCCCUUUGCUGCCAUUUUGAGCUCGAAUUGUCUGUGAGCACAGGGAUAGAGGGAUGGGGGAAGGUCUGAAGACGAUGCUGGCGAAGCCGAUCAAGCUCGCCGACCAGGUGGCCAAGCAAGCGGGCUCUGGCCAGUGCUUCCGCCCCGAGUGCAAGGACCUGCGCGCCCGCGCCGAGAAGCUCGCCGAGGUGCUGCGGCAGGCGGCGCGGGCCGACCUGUACGAGCGCCCCGCCGAGCGCAUCGUGAACGGCACCAUGCAGGCGCUCGCCAAGGCCGGCGCCAUGGCCAAACGCUGCUUCGACAGCCACUCCCGCCUCCGCCGCUUCCUCAGCUUCAACCCCGUCUCCGGCUUCCCGCGCACCCUCGCGCUGCUCGACACCGCCGUCGAGGACGUCGCCUGGCUCAUCCGCAUCUCGUCCCCGCGCGCCGACGCUGACGACGGCGACGACGACGACCUGCGCGGCAUGCCCAACAUCGCGCAGAACGACCCCAUACUCUUCCUCAUCUGGGACCACAUCGCGCGCCUCCACACCGGCAGCCUCGCCGUGCGCGCCGACUCCGCCUCCACCCUCGCCUCCCUCGCCCGCGACAACCCGCACUUCGCCAAGCUCAUCGUCGAGGAGGACGGCGUCGUGCCACUCGUCAGGCUGCUCAAGGAAGGCUCCGACGACGGCCAGGAGGCUGCCGCCACGGCGCUCGGCCUUCUCGGCCGCGACGACGCCAGCGUCGACAGGCUUAUCCACGCCGGGGUCUGCGCCGUCUACGCCGCCACGUUGAAGGAGCCGCCCAUGCGCGUGCAGGCCGCGGUCGCCGAGGCCAUCGCCUCGCUCGCCAGCCACAGCAAGAUAUGCCAGGACCUCUUCGCGCAGACCAACUCCGUCGUCCGCCACCUCGUCAGCCACCUCGCCGCUGGCACCAUCCAGGAACACAGCAGGUACUCCGUCGCUGGAAGCAGCAGCAGGAGCACGGCAACCCCGCCGCCGGAGCCCAUGAGGUCGCUUCACUCUGUUGUGCUCGCCAGCACGCCCAGCAUGCUCCCAGGAACCUCUACUUACUCUGCCAACGAACCGCCGGAAGCCUCGAAUGCCGCCCAGCAGCCAGCGCGCAACAACCAGAUGCAGCCCGCGGCAGCCGGCAGGACUACGACGACGAACCGAGUCACGGCUCCACCACCCACCAGGCCCCAGCUGAGCUCAAACGGUUCGAGCGGCCGUGGAUCGCGCGAGGCAGAGGACCCGGCCACGAAGGCGCGCAUGAAGGCCAUGGCGGCCAAGGCACUGUGGAAGCUCGCCCACGGCCAUCCAGGAGUCUGCAAGAACAUCACGGAAUCCCGCGCGCUCCUCUGCUUCGCCAGGCUGCUCGAGAAGGGCGACGGCGGAGCGGGCACGCACCUGCAGUUCUACUCCGCAAUGGCGAUCAUGGAGAUCACCCGCGUCGCCGAGCACAACCUCGCGCUGCGCCAGUCCGCGUUCAAGCCCAGCUCCCCGCCCGCCAAGGCCGUCGCCGAGCAGCUGCUCUGCAUCGUGCGCAACGGGGAGCACGACGACGACGACCUGCUGCUCCCGUGCAUCACCGCCCUCGGCUGCCUGUCGCGCACCUUCACGGCGAGCGAGACCCGCGUGAUCGGCCCGCUGGUGCGGCUGCUCGACGACCGCGAGCCGCCGGUCACCAAGGAGGCUAUCGUCGCGCUCACCAAGUUCGCCUGCAACGAGAACCACCUGCACGUCACCCACUCCAAGGCCAUCGUCGACCACGGCGGCGCGCGGCACCUCGUUCAGCUCGUCUACCUUGGAGACCAGCUGCAGGUCGAGGCGCUCAUUCUGCUCUGCUACGUCGCGCUGCAUGUCCCGGAGAGCGAGGAGCUCGCGCAGGCCGGGGUGCUCGCCGUGCUCCUCUGGGCGUCCAAGCAGGCGCAGCUGGUGCAGGACCUGCGCGUCGACCCGCUGCUGUCCAAAGCCAAGGGUCGCCUGGAUCUCUUCCAGUCAAGGGGAUCCAUCAUCUAGGUGAACUGGAUUUAGUUCAUUCUUCUUUUCUGAUUCAAGAUUUAUCCCGAUUGUUCUUCGCUGAUUCCAACAGUGUUCGUUGGUAGAGUGUACAUUCCAUGCUUAUGUUUGUUUUCAAGGAUAUGCAAAUGCAGUAGAGACUUGUUCAUGUACAAUUUAUGCAGAUCAAUUUUGGAUGCACAGAGCUAGAAAUGGAGAA
Lolium perenne is the source of this 2424-nucleotide messenger RNA. RefSeq lists its product as uncharacterized. The record is from RefSeq and is a predicted model, not a curated record. Lineage: Eukaryota; Viridiplantae; Streptophyta; Magnoliopsida; Poales; Poaceae. Gene Ontology annotation, molecular function: protein binding.